GAUUGGGUUGGCAAGCAACUGGAAUUAGAACGGAUUCCGAUGAAGCCGUUCGUAUUUCAAUACUUCGAACUCAAAUAAAUUGUAGUCCUUUCCCUCUUAUUUUGGACGGUUUUAUCGUUUAUUGUUUCAUCUUCAUUCUCGUUUUCUCUCUAGACACUCUGUUGAAUUUAAUUGAUUAUUGAGUUUGAUUUGAUUCACUGCUGUUCAAAGAAAGCAACCAUCAACCAUUAGCCAUUAACCUUGAAAAGCCCCUUGGCAAAGAUCAAUCACGUUUGGGCCUUCUGUUGUUUCGCUUCUAAACGUGCUCCAGAACCCGAACUUAAUUCAACCCAUUAUUCCAUCACUCACAUCUUCCUCCGUCUCCAUCUCCAACAAAACAAUAACAACAAAUACCUACGCAACUCGAUUUAUUCACGACACGAACUCUUGCUGAGCCUUUUCUUAUUUCAAUAGCAGCGCCCGCAAAUUUCACGACUCGCUCUCUACGAUCAAAUUCAUACCGAUACCCACAAACACAACACAAUGGCGGACCACCGAGAACCUCAAUAUGAUCCUUAUAUCCCCAGCGGAGGAGCUGCUGGUGCCGGUGCAGGUUCCCAACAAGCAGGAGGUAACCAGAGGACGGCGGCAUUACAAGCUACUAUCGAUGAUACCGUUGGUGUAAUGCGCGAGAACAUCAACAAGGUCUCAGAACGUGGUGCUCAUUUAGAUUCUCUUCAAGAUAAAACCGAUAGUCUCGCAGUUUCAGCGCAAGGUUUCCGUCGUGGAGCCAACAGAGUCCGCAAGCAAAUGUGGUGGAAGGAUAUGAAGAUGAGGAUGUGCUUGAUUGCAGGCAUUAUCAUCUUAAUCAUUAUCAUCGUAGUUCCUGCUGUUGUUGCUACCAAGCAUUAAAUUAAGUACGAACGUAGAAUGGGAAAACGGACUUGAAUGACGGGAUACUUGGGUACAGAGAUUAUGAGACAUGAACGUUUGUAUGGACUUUCAUGGAACGAAACACUUGACACCAGAUUCUCUUGAGCUUUUGCAUGGGGGACCUGCAAAGCUAGGAGGGCAACGAAGGGGCUUUUAACGAUUCAGGAGUUGAGAUUUUUGAGAUUUUUUACAUGAUCGGUUCUUCCUUUUUUUCAUGAAGGCGUCACUUUGAUAUCGUUUGACUUGAUGAGCCUCUAAUCCAUUUCUUAUGAUCUAACUUGGUUUGGCUCUGGUCAACGAUCUUCAAUCAGACUACGAACAUGGACGAAUGGUUACUCAGCUCGAAAGGGGGAUUUGUAUCUUGUAGUAUUUGGUGUGUGGUAAUUGAAUGGAGAGAUUA
Molecule: messenger RNA, 1312 nt
Organism: Botrytis cinerea B05.10
Lineage: Eukaryota; Fungi; Ascomycota; Leotiomycetes; Helotiales; Sclerotiniaceae
Exons: 4
Coding region: 523-891 (122 amino acids)
Biological process (GO): vesicle fusion; vesicle-mediated transport
Cellular component (GO): plasma membrane; SNARE complex
Molecular function (GO): SNAP receptor activity; syntaxin binding
Source: RefSeq, a predicted model, not a curated record